Schistosoma haematobium is the source of this 5188-nucleotide messenger RNA. RefSeq lists its product as uncharacterized. The coding region runs from base 1747 to 2235 and encodes 162 amino acids. The record is from RefSeq and is a predicted model, not a curated record. The transcript is spliced from 3 exons. Gene Ontology annotation, molecular function: purine-nucleoside phosphorylase activity. Gene Ontology annotation, cellular component: cytoplasm. Gene Ontology annotation, biological process: nucleoside metabolic process. NCBI's taxonomy places the organism in Eukaryota, Metazoa, Platyhelminthes, Trematoda, Strigeidida, Schistosomatidae.
GGUUCAUUCAAACACUGUACGUUACGUAGAACUGUCGACAAAUUUCCCCCAAAUACACGACGUAAGGGGGAAAAAGCGACAUUUCCCCUAAAUAACCGACGUAAAGGCGAAAAAACGACAUUUCCCCGUUAUUUCCCCUUUCGUCCGCUUUAUUUCCCCUUUUUCCCUCUUUAUUUCCCCUUUUUGUGUUGCUUGGGAGUUCCAUAAUCCUAUUAGGUAAAAUUUAUAACGUGUAACUUCACAAUUAUUCAACAUUCCUUCCUUUUUUCAUUCGCUUAAUUUUUUCUUCACUAUGAAUAACGCCAACAUUGAUGAAAUUAGGCAAGAAUUUUUCAAAUUGUGUCACGUUUUUAGACACUCAUGUUGUCGUUUGUUCAUCAAAACUCACCACGAUUACUGUCAUAUAAACUUAUGAGAGAAAUUGAAGUUCAAAUCAUUUAAAAUCGCUUGCUACAUAUGGUCUGCAAUGCUUGAAUGUGUCGUGGAAUACCAUAUGAUAUUAAAUGUAUGCCAGAAUUUUAAAAUUCGUUUGAAAUAGCUUUGCCCGCCAAAAUCUCAAUAUUUUAUCACUAUUUGAAGGAUGCUGUUUAUUGUUGAUCUGAUACGUAAUGAAUUUUUAAGUGGUAUUAUUAAUCUGCAUGUCAUGUUUUGAAAUCCUUCAUUUUUGAAAAAUCGCCUUACUUAAAAGGAUUCAUCCAUUAUAUUGUUUCGGAAACUUUACAUUUCAUCAGUUUUGUUUAUGAUCACACUUUUAUCGUGAAAAAAAGUAUGAGUAAGUCUUGAGACUGAAUGUCCUGUAUCGUUUCUGAGUCGCUAUUUGAUAAAUUCAAGUAUCUAGAAUACGGUAUAAGCACCACGAACAUAAAAGUGACUCGCCCUGACGGUGAGCUUGUUUUUGUAAUCUUCGUUGUGAUACGUUAAUUAAAAAUUAUUGGAGUAAUCGCUUUCAUGCCCUUAUACCAUUUAUUUGGGUAGUUGGUACAUUUCAGCAUCUACAAAAAACUUCAAUCUUCCCAGGGAAUGUUUGCAUUUUCUAUAUGAACGUUUUCUUUAUAAUAAUUUAAAAGCCAAUGGUAAAUGAAUCAUUUUGCAUAUUCUUCUCAUUUUUGAAUCUCUAGAAAUGGUUGGUUCCAACUAGUUUUUAAUUUCAUCGUUUUUCCUGCACACACUUUGAAGUGUUAAAUCCCACCAACCUGUAAUCUUUAUAAUGUAGAUAAUGAUUUAACGGUUUUUUCUAUGAAAAUAAGCUGGGUUUUUUUAGUAAGAUUUAUCUGAAGUUAGUAAUUUUCGAUUAAAAAUUAAUUUUCUUACUCACAAAAACAUUCAGCAUAAAAUUCUUAUAUUCAAUAUUUAACAUUAAACAUUUGACUCACAAGCAUUUUUAUGUAUAUUUCUUUCUUCGGUGGUAUUUAGGUCCUUGUGUCAUGUAAGUUUUGCAACACAUCAAUAAAUUUGUCUAACAUUAGGACUACUCCAGUAGCCGCCAACUAUGAAAAUGCAUCUAUGGCAGCAGAUUAUAUUAAAUCAGUGUCAAACGUAUUACCAGAUAUUGGAAUUAUAUGUGGUAGUGGUCUCAGUAAAUUAGUCGAAGAGAUAGAAGAACGUAAGACAAUCCCUUACAUAAAUAUACCAAACUUCCCAAAAACAACCAGUUAGUUUUUUUAACGUUUUUAUACACAAAUAUCAGUUGCUGGACAUGUCGGAAACUUAGUGCUUGGAAGUCUUGGUGGUCGCAAAGUAGUUGCAAUGCAAGGGAGAUUUCAUAUGUAUGAAGGAUAUUCAAACGGAGAAAUUGCACUUCCUAUUCGAGCCAUGAAGCUCUUGGGAGUUAAAGUUCUUAUGAUUACCAACUUAGCUGGUGGGAUUAAUAGAGAGCUUAAAAGUGGAGAUUUUGUAAUAAUAAAGGGUCAUAUAAAUUUUCCUGGACUUGGGUUAAAUAAUGUGUUGGUUGGACCCAAUCAAGAUGAAUUCGGACCUCGAUUUCCCGACCUAUCUAAUGCUUAUGAUCGUCCUUUGCGACAAUUGGCUUUAAAAAUAGCACAGGAAUACGGUUUUCAGGAUUUGGUUCGCGAGGGUGUUUAUGCUUUUAAUGGUGGUCCUACAUAUGAAACUCCCGAUGAGUCCAAUGUGCUACUCAAGUUGGACUGUGAUGUUGUUGGUAAUUUCAUUAAAUGUUACACUUCAAGGCGUAAAGUAAAAAUUUUUAUCCACCAUAAGUUGGACAAAAUAAUUUGAAAUGGGGGUUUCGCUAUCAAUUGGACAGACUUUAUAUAUAUUUCGAUAGUAGAUUUAUAAAUACAUACCUAUCAAUUUUCAUUUUACCAAACGUUUAUCCUACUUUAAAUUACAGGUACACUUUAAUUGGGAGUCACAAAUGCUUUUCAUUUUUAAAAGCAUAUAACCUACUGAGCCAAAAUCAUUGGUUACGAAACUGUUGUGUGGUUGAAUUACAUGUCGACACCCUGAUUCGUUAUAUCUUACGCUUUGAACUUCAGAGUUGUAAAAUUUCGCUUCCUACUAACAGAUAUGGUUUACAGUACAACUCAUGAAGCUAUGAUACUUUACCCAAUCACAUUGUUGUAUUAUUAGAGCUCCAAUUUGAUUACUUUUACUGCAUAUACAGUAGUUUCUAGUUUAACAUUCGAUUGCUUAAUGCUGUGGUGAAUGAAGAUAUUUGUUUUUUAAUGUCAAAUAACUUUUGCUCACUUGUCUCAACAUAAAUAUGGCAGUCGAUUUCCACUAACCUAGUAAUAUCCAAAAAUUAGUAACAAAAAUAUUACUUACAUUCACUUAUUAACUGAAUUACUAUCUCUACAUUGUGCACAUAAAGUCUCCCUUACGUGUGUUCUGGUGAAUAAACGAACCUAUUCAGACAUAUAUUUUGAGAUUGCGGAAACAUGCAACUCAGCGAUUAUUAAACUUGUUAGCUAAACCGAUUUGAUAUACUAAUUUUGCUAACCACAUACCUGAAUUAAGUUAGUGGUUAAUUGAUGUAGACUACUGCCCAGUUCACUGCAUUUAAAUAUGACCAUCGACCAAAGAAGUUAAGGAUAUGUAAGUCAGUAUAAUUUAUACAUAAUUGUUGCAUCAUCUGUGGAUUAAUUGUUGGCGAAAAAUAAAAUUCUCAUCUUUAGUUUUCUCUCCUACCUUGAGUCAAUUUUUUUCAUUAUCUGCCCAGUUAUAAUAAGUAGCCGCAACAAUGUUUUGUCCAGUUAUAGCAAUAUACCAGUAUGGCUGAGAAAAAAAUCAUCAACCAAAAACGUAGGACCAGUUAUUUAAUUGUGCUAAUACUUGAACUGUACUGACAAAAUUUUUGAAAAAAUUCAAUGCAAACAUCUACUUCAGUUUGAAUAGUCAGAGAGUAUUUCUGGGACUCGUAUAAGUAGUGUGAGCUUAAAGGCCAUUACACUUGCAUGUCACAUUUUUACCGAGUUAAAUUUUAUUUUGUUACAUAUAUGUUGAAAUCAUAUUGAAUGUAUGUCAUAUUUACUAUUUAAAACAUAUUAUAAUGAAUUUAUCACGACACAACUCAUAACUUAUCAUUUUAACUGUUAUUUUAUAGGCAUGAGUACUGUACCAGAAGUAAUAAUUGCAUGUCAUUGUGGAAUCAAAGUGCUUGCUGUCUCACUAAUCGCAAAUAAUAGUAUUUUGGACGCAGAAAAUGAUGUUAGUAUAAAUCACGAAAAAGUUCUAGCUGUGGCUGCGAAACGUGCCGAUCUGUUACAAAUGUGGUUCAAAAAAAUUAUCACCAGAGUUUCAUUAGAUUAAGGUGAAUUUAUUUCGAUAAUUUUUGUCAGUCACUCCAUAAAAUCAUUCCUCGUUCCAAUUACACAUAGAUAAACUAAUUAGACUUCCUCCUGAAACUCAGUUACUUCUCUUUUUCAAUUAGUCAGUUAAAAACCGACAGGUGAACAUCUUGUUAAUACUGUUUGUUAAACGAUAAUACCUUUUUCUUCGCCUUAUAUUGAUAGAAAACAUUCAUUACACUAACUUAUGUUUUUUUCACAAACUUAAUUAAUUUUUUGUUAACCUAUUUAUUUGUUAGUGAUUUGAAAUAACUUUAUUAUAGUUUCAAAAAUAUUUCAGGACACGGAAAAUAAUAAAUUUGGUUCGACUAUGAACUCAUUAGAUAAACAGAGAUUGAGAAUGUAAUACAAAUUAAAUGACUAUAAUGAAACAUGACCCUAAGAAUUUCAGGUUGGUUUUCUAAAACAAUAUACAAUCCCCUACCACAUUACUAACUUUAGUUAGAUAAUCACUGAAAAGCAGGAAUCACAUUCGAUCAGUAAAACUCUAUCAUUCCGAAGAUUAAGUACAUAAUUUAGGAAAUCGAUCAUGGAGUAUUCAGCGGAAAAAUGUAUGUAUUAAAUUACUAUGGGAAAUAAAAAUAACAUAAUCCAUAUUUUUGCAGGGAACAUUCAUGAUACUUGCAAUAUAUGUUCAUAACCUAGCUUAUUAGAAAUGUUCAAAUCUUAAUGUAUAUUUACAAAUAAUUUCUUCUGUUCAAAAUUUUUAACGGAUGGUAGUUUUAAUUCAAGAAUUUUUUUUUCAAUUAAUCACAAUAAAAAUUCAGUCUUCUUAAGAUUUCAUUCAGGUGUUGCUACAAAACUUUCCCCACUACCACACUAUAUGCUGAUAUGGUUAAUACAGAGAUGUUUAAGCAUUAUGAUAUAAAACUAAUCCAGCGGAAGUGGACGGCUGUUUAAUUUUUCUAAAAUACCAGAACCAUAAAUAAUUGUGUUAAACGACCAAGUAUAACCCCUCCCCCAAUAAGUCAUAUUCUUCCCAAAUAUUUCAGUAGACUUUCGUUACUUAUAAGUUCAUUACAUCCAGUUAGACAGUUGAAAGUUCACUUUAUAAUUCUAAGCUGUUAAACGCUUUUUCCAAAACGUAUUUAAAAUACAACUGCCGAUGUAUGAGUAUAACUAUGGUUUUAGCUGAUAUACCAGAUUGUUUCAGGCAUUAUGUUACACUAACGCGCAAUAUGUGAGAACGUUUGUUGAUAAAGACACAUGAUUUAAAGACGAAAUAAGGUUAUUAAUUAUCCAGUAGUAAGUUUAGUAAACAAGAACAUUAAAUGUUAGUGUUUAGAUAUACACGAAACGAAAUAUUUACAAUAAACCUGAUGUAAAAUAAAGUAUAAUAAAUGUUCGUGUCCGGAAAUACAAUGCGGAACGACAAAAAUGUC